AUGCACCUGGGCCUGGGACAAUGCUCUUUAGAGAACGACACACGGUGGUCCACUCGAGGACAAGACCUGGAGACAGACCAUGGAGACUCCCAUCUUUCCCCUUUGACGUCUGUGCAGGUCAGGGAGGGUCGUUGUGGUCAGGUGCAGAUGGUCCAGGCAGAGGCCGGUCUGUGGGAGUGGACACUGGAGCCGUAUAAGAGCCCAGGUCUGCAGCUGCUGUGGCUGUGUCUCUGCCCUCCUGGUUCCCUCCUGCCUCCUUCAGGUGUUCCCUCCUGCCUCCUUCGGGUGCUCCCUUCUGCCUCCUUUUGGACGUCGCUGCUGCUGUGGAUGUUCCAACAGACUCUGCAGGGAGGUUUGAAGCCUCAGACGGUUGCGUAUGGGAGGAUGCUUCCCAACAGAGGUGUUGGCCACGGAGUCGGAGUCAACCCUGCAGUCACAGGAGCCCUCGGUGCAGUGGCAAACCGAUACAACACUAAAGCCAUGAAGGCUGGACUUGGACGAUACACAGGCGCCCAGCUCGGAGUCGGAGGUUACAGGUCUCUGGGAGGAAGAUCUGGACUGAAGCCUGGAUACGGCGCACAGGGAGGAUACGGAGCCAGUUUGGGCACAGGAAUGAUGGGUCCUUCUCUUUCUAACGGACAUGGUCUUGGACUGGGACUGGGCCAGGCUGGAAAACGUGGCUACAAUGGUGGUUUGGGCACCGGGCUUGGAGGCGGACUUGGAGGUGGACUUGGAACCGGUCUAGGGGCGGGCUAUGGUGCAGUCCCAGAUGGUAGAAGUUCAGAGCAAGAGUAA
Molecule: messenger RNA, 795 nt
Organism: Knipowitschia caucasica
Lineage: Eukaryota; Metazoa; Chordata; Actinopteri; Gobiiformes; Gobiidae
Source: the annotation of a GenBank genome assembly